Scophthalmus maximus (turbot) is the source of this 3557-nucleotide messenger RNA. It is a transcript of the gene slc15a2, whose product is annotated as solute carrier family 15 member 2. The coding region runs from base 513 to 2630 and encodes 705 amino acids. Lineage: Eukaryota; Metazoa; Chordata; Actinopteri; Pleuronectiformes; Scophthalmidae. Gene Ontology annotation, molecular function: dipeptide transmembrane transporter activity. Gene Ontology annotation, cellular component: membrane. The transcript has 23 exons. The record is from RefSeq and is a predicted model, not a curated record. Gene Ontology annotation, biological process: transmembrane transport; oligopeptide transport.
CACACACACACUGAGGUCGUGGUGGCGGUGGAUCAGUGCUGUUGUCAGAUUCAUCCUUUUCGAGGAGAAGCGUCUGUUUGGGCACGUUGACCCUUCGUCCCACGGUUCCACCGUCAGGUCUGCGGCUCCGACUGAAACAACGGCUCCAUUGUGUAGAACCGGAGAAGCUGCUGCUGCUGCUGCUGCUCCACUACUCUACAAGCACCCGACCAACUAACGGACGGACCUCCUGCGCCGCACGGAGCGAGUCAAGCGCAAUCUGUAGAAAAACAGAAAAUACGCAUGUGGAUGACUGUUGGAGCCGUUUGGCCACAAGAAGUGAACGUGUGCCGGAGGCGGCUCCUGGUGCAGCAAGUGCGAGCUUGUGGUGGGACAUUAACAUUUGACACUGUCGAGGUUUUACAUCAGCAGAGUCGAGCUGAGCGGAGUGGGACGGACUUGGGUGCCACUCGGGAGCCACAGCACCGACGCAGCAGCGAGGAGCCACAGAUCGCAUCAGCAAACAAAGCAUCAUGACCAAGAAACUAUGUGGGACCAACUACCCGACCAGCAUCUGCUUCAUAGUGGUGAACGAGUUCUGUGAACGCUUCUCCUACUAUGGCAUGAAAGCGGUGCUGACCCUCUACUUCCUCUCCUACCUGCACUGGGACAAGGACCUGUCCACCGCCGUCUACCACGCCUUCAGCAGCCUGUGCUACUUCACGCCCAUACUGGGAGCGCUCAUCGCCGACUCAUGGCUCGGCAAGUUCAGGACCAUCGUCUACCUCUCCGUCGUCUACGUGAUCGGCCACGUGGUCAAGUCGGUCGGAGCCAUCCCCAGUGUGGGGAGCAGCGACGUGCACAUCGCUCUGUCCAUGGUGGGUCUGAUACUCAUCGCCUUCGGCACCGGAGGAAUCAAACCCUGCGUGGCCGCGUUCGGAGGAGACCAGUUCGACAAGGAGAAUGUCAGCGAGAGGCAGAAAUUCUUCUCCAUCUUCUACAUGUCCAUCAACGCCGGAAGCCUCCUGUCGACCUUGAUCACGCCCAUGCUGAGAGGUGAUGUGCAGUGCUUCGGCGGGGACUGCUACGCCCUGGCCUUCGGGGUUCCCGCCGCCCUGAUGGUCGUGGCUCUGGUUGUUUUCAUUGCCGGCAGCGGGAUGUACAAGAGGAAUCCUCCCCAGGGAAACAUCCUGUUGGAGGUCUGCAAUUGCAUUGGAUUUGCCAUCAAGAACCACUGGAGGAGCUCAAAGAACGGCCCCAAGAGGAAGCAUUGGCUGGACUGGGCUGAGGAGAAGUACUCGAGGUGUCUGAUCCAGGAGAUUAAGAUGGUGCUGCGGGUGUUGGUGCUCUUCAUCCCGCUGCCCAUGUUCUGGGCUCUGUUCGAUCAGCAGGGUUCCCGCUGGACACUUCAAGCCACGAGGAUGAACAUGGCUUUAGGAGAUGCCUUCAUUAUCAAGCCGGACCAGAUGCAGAUGAUGAAUGCUCUGCUGAUUCUCCUCUUUGUGCCCAUCUUUGACCUCAUCGUAUAUCCGCUCGUGGGCCUCUGCAGGAUCAACCUCACGCCUCUGAGGAAAAUUGCCGCAGGCAUGGUAUUCGCAGCGCUGGCCUUCGGAGCAGCCACGCUGGUGGAGUUGAACGUUGUGAAAACGGUGGUGGAUCCUGCUCCUUCGGGGUCCUGUCUCCUGCAGGCCUUUAACCUGGCCGAGGGUAACGUCACCGUGAAGAUCCCCGACAGCAACCUGUUCCCAGAGCCAAUCCAAUACCUUCAGGAUCCCCCUCAGUAUGAGACGCUGCCACUCGGGACGUCCAGCGAGGAGCUGAAGAUUCAAGUCACUUACAGCGGGGCGACCUCAGUCUGCAACAAGACGUUUGAAGAACAAAAGGCCUACAGUCUCAUCCUCUACUCCGAAGCUACGGGAAUCCAGUGCAAACUUGUGGAGGACUCCAUUGAGAAAAGUCAGAAUGGGAAUCCUCUUCUGAGGUUCCUCAGCACACAGCCAGAGGAGAUGAACCUGACUGUCGGAGAUGUGACUUUCCACGUGCCCUCCGGUUUCACCAUGUCUCCAAACAAGGCAGUGGAGCGGGGAGAAUACCCGCACGUCAGCUGCGGCCCCCAGUCGGAGAAGUGCUCGCAUUUUGACCUGGGCCUCCUGGACUUCGGAGCCUCCUACACCGUCGUGCUCACAGAGGCAUCGGGUAAACUUGUGGCUCGCACGUUGGAGGACGUGAAGGCCAACAACGUGCACAUUGUCUGGCAGAUCCCCCAGUACGUCCUCAUUACUGCAGGAGAGGUCAUGUUCUCCAUUACGGGCCUGGAGUUCUCCUACUCACAGGCUCCGGCCAACAUGAAGUCGGUGCUGCAGGCCGCCUGGCUGCUCACCGUCGCGUUCGGGAACGUGAUAGUGCUGAUUGUGGCGGAGGGUGCGGGACUGGAACAGUGGAAAGAGUUCCUGCUGUUCGCCGGCCUGCUGUUGGGCGUCUGCAUCAUCUUCUCCAUCAUGUGCUGCUUCUACACCUACGUGGACCCGGAUCAGCUGGACAACAUCUACCUGGCGCACUCGGGGAAGGAUGUCGAAGUCGAGGACGACGCGGAGAAGAAAAAAUAUAACGGCGUGGACCUGAACAAGACGGCGAAGACGACCAGAUUGUAACCGUGCCGCGUCGCCGAGGUACUUUUUUUUUAAGAAAAUGAAGGACUAAGACGUGACUGUUUGAUUUUUUUCCUUGUUGUUGCAAUUCCAGUUUUUGACAUCAUUUGUCAGACGUAAUAAAUAGUCCACCAGUCGUGUUUAAGUGUUUAAAAGACGCACUGUAUAUAUUCGUUCUCAGGAUGUUAUAUUUUCAAUGACACUUAAUAAUAAUAAUCAUAAACUAAUACUGUCUCUGAACACAUUGGAGAAAUGGUUAAGUUUACAUGUGUGCACCUAUAACAGUGAUUUUAAAGGACAAUAGUAACUAGUGGUUUUGCAUGUUACGAGCCAAUAAUCCAAAAAUGUAGCAUAUGUGUUUUAAUACAUGACAACGAACCUUUGUGGUUUUUAUUUUUUUGUGAUUUACCUUAAUAAUCCUUCAGUUGCAAACAGGGAUUGUUAUGACAACUCUGCCUGUAGCGUCGACAACUUCCCAUCAGUAUCCGACAGCAACAUUUUAGUGUCGGAAAGAAGCAAAAUUCAUAUUAUUUUUCUUCACAAAGUUUUCUUUACUGUUUAUAUUCUGAUAUUCUUGAUAACAAACAACAAAUUUGCAUCACAAUAUAUUGUAGUGUUGAAUUUGUAAAAAUCUGGUCUGUCACAUAAAGUUCAUGUCAGUGGAAAACGAAAAGGACAUGAAAUGACAUUAGGCAAAUAAAUUGCUGGUUGACAUGAUUAUGUUUAUUUGUAGAUGCACACCCAUUUCGUUCACCGCUCCGUACACAGCUCAUCAUCCGUCAUCAAGCCGUUACGACCAUCGGCCGCCUGCUCCCGCUCAGUGACAACAUCUCAUUACUACACGACAGAGGAAAAACAUUACCCGGAGAACAAAUGUUCACAUCUUGGCAUUAUUGUGGUUUGUUUGCAUAUUAAAUUCAUUCAAGUGGU